Westerdykella ornata is the source of this 1777-nucleotide messenger RNA. RefSeq names its product PLC-like phosphodiesterase. Gene Ontology annotation, biological process: lipid metabolic process. Gene Ontology annotation, molecular function: phosphoric diester hydrolase activity. The transcript has 2 exons. The record is from RefSeq and is a predicted model, not a curated record. The coding region runs from base 132 to 1706 and encodes 524 amino acids. NCBI's taxonomy places the organism in Eukaryota, Fungi, Ascomycota, Dothideomycetes, Pleosporales, Sporormiaceae.
GUUAAUGGCUCUCACUAUUUCAACCUCCCCUUAGGAAUCCGUCACCUAAAGCAUCAACUGAAUGUCAAUUUCUUGUCAAUAUCGCUCUCUCGCUUGAAUGAUUUAAGUUGCAGCUCAAGAUCAGCUCGUUCAUGGCUUCACCCGCUCUCACUAUACGUAACUUUACUGUAUAUCCGAUCACGUUGAAACACAUAUCGCGAUUCCAGGACCCAAACUCGCGGCAAUCCAAUGCCAGCGUAUUCUCAUUUGGCCCAAAAAACAGCACCUCUCCUGCACCAGCCGCGUCCGCUCUUGGAGAACAUGCAAAGAGCUAUAGAGAUGAGGAGGUAGACGUCAGACUAUUGGCCUUCGAGGCCUACACUAUCCCCUCUACCACCUCGGAUUCCGACGACAACCCCCAAAUAGGAACCACAACCAUCCGGCUGACACUCGAAACCCACGACGGCGUCCGUCACCGCAUCGACAUCAAUCCCAGCUACACCCAAAAGGCCUCUCGUCCAUUGACCCCGCUCUCCCCGAACCCCUCCAUCACUCUCAGCUCCUUGUAUCAUCCCGCAAACACCAUCUCUCACCUCACCAUCCACACCCACCACAGUUACGACCUAUCCAAAUGGAUGUCUCACCUCCCCUCCACGCUCCCCCUCUCCGCCCUCAGCAUCCCCGGAACCCACAACUCGCAUACCCAUUACCGCGCGCUCCCCUCGGUAAGAUGCCAAGUCGUCGACCUAAAAACCCAGCUCUCUCACGGGAUCCGCUUCCUCGACAUCCGCGUGCAACCCGCGCACGCCACCGACGUCUCCAAAAAAGACCUCUACCUCGUCCACGGCGCCUUCCCCAUCAGCCUCACGGGACCAAAAUACCUCGCUCCCCUUCUCGAAACCUGCUAUUCGUUCCUCGACGAGAACCCCGGGGAGACGAUCCUCAUCUCGCUGAAGCGCGAGGGCGUCGGUAACGCCACGGAUGAGCAUCUCUCCCGGGUUUUGGAGAGGCAUUACUUCCGGCCCAACCGCUCGAAAUGGUACUUCCCGCCCUUGGCGGACCCGGGGAGUCCGGAAGGGAUACGGAUCCCGUAUCUCGGGGAUGUGCGUGGCAAACUCGUCCUCUUGCGCCGAUAUACCGCUCACUCUGAAGAACCCCCUUCUUCUUCCCCUCCCUCUCCUUCUCCCUCCCCAUCUUCUUCCCAACCCACACAUCCACAUCCACCCCCACCACCCACCCUUCCAUCCCUCCCCGGCCUCGCCGCCACCCACUGGCCACACAACGCAACCCACUCCCCACCCACUCCUACCUUCCCCAUCUCCCUCCAAGACUACUGCGACAUCCUACACCCUGCCUCCAUCCCUCUCAAACUCAGCCACGCCACCUCGCACAUUGCUCGCUGCGCCGCCAACACCGCCUUCGUCCCCGGUGUCAAUACCGAUGAAAAGAAUCCGUGUCCGCCACACGCGCUGUAUCUGAAUUUUUUGUCCGGGAGUAAUUUCUGGCGCAGGGAGUUAGCGAAGCAAGAUCGAGGGAAUGAGAUAGGCUUAAUUCGAAGGGCGAGUCCGAAGGGGGAUAUGAGCACGGGCGUCAUCAUCAUGGAUAAUGUGGGUGAGGGAGGGGAUUGGGAUCUUGUGCGUUUGAUUGUUGGUUGUAAUAUGGGAGUGUUGAUGAAAAUGGGGAUUGUUGGUGCUGGAGGAAAUGGUAACGGUACGAAAGACAAUUAGAUAGAGAACACCUCCAGGAUUAGAUGGAUGAUUUGCAUAUCAAUGACACAUAGAUGGACGGCAUGGGAAAA